AAGAAGAAAUUACGGAAGUACAGCUCCCAAACAGAUUCCCGUUGGAAGAGUAAAACACAGCAGAUCGCCUUCUUUCCAUUAAAACGCAUCUAAUCUCGGACUAAUUCAAUUCUCAAUAAGACGAUGGGCACUAGAGAUGACGAGUAUGACUAUUUGUUCAAAGUCGUCCUUAUCGGUGACUCGGGCGUGGGAAAGAGUAACCUGCUGUCACGUUUCACCCGCAACGAGUUCAACCUGGAGAGUAAGAGCACCAUCGGAGUUGAGUUUGCCACACGCAGCAUCCAGGUGGACGGCAAGACGGUGAAGGCCCAGAUCUGGGACACAGCUGGCCAAGAGCGUUACCGUGCCAUCACAUCAGCGUACUACCGUGGGGCGGUGGGGGCUCUUCUGGUUUACGACAUUGCCAAGCAUCUAACUUACGAGAACGUGGAGCGCUGGCUGAAGGAGCUGAGAGACCACGCCGACAGCAACAUCGUCAUCAUGCUGGUGGGCAACAAGAGCGACCUGCGUCACCUCCGAGCUGUUCCUACCGACGAGGCCCGCGCCUUUGCUGAGAAGAACGGUUUAUCUUUCCUGGAGACGUCGGCUCUGGACUCCACCAACGUUGAGACGGCCUUCCAGACCAUUCUGACAGAGAUCUACCGUAUUGUCUCUCAGAAGCAGAUGUCGGAGCGUCAGGAGAGCGACAUGUCGCCCAGUAACAACGUGGUCAACAUCCAGGUGCAGCCCACUGAGAACAAACCAAAGAUGCAGUGCUGUCAGAACAUCUAGCCCAGCUGCGGACCUGCUGCUAUCCCCUCCCCUUUUUUCCCCUCUCUCUCUCCACAGUCCACACCUAUGCCUCCCUCCCUCCCUGCCUCCCCCUCUACCCAGCUCCCGGCUGCCGGGCUCACAACUCCUCAACCCCAGACCCCCCUGCCCUCAGAAAAUAGACUGCCUCGGUGUACUGCGUGGUGUGGGAGGGAUGAGCCACAGCUUCAAGGCUGUGACCCAAACUCUGCACCUGCCUUGUACCUGCCCCCACCCCCACCCAACCCCCUCCUCCCCCCACCCCAACCCUAGGUAAAUAUAUCCCAGUAUAAGAAGUCACCGCGUGGGGUGGCCCCCCAAGCAGAGCCCCUCUGUCUUUAGGUUUCGGCAGGACAGCAGGCAGCAAGCAUUUCAUAUCACUUUAGAUUUCAUUACUGUAGAUGCGCUGACAUGUCACAAAAAUGUCUUAAUAUAUGAAUGUGAUUUUGUUUUCUUCUCUUUUCUUCAUACUUUGUGCCCCUGUUGAUUUCUCCAUUUUUUUUAUGAUCUCUCUCUGUCUUGUAUCAUAUAUCUACUACUAGGUAUAUAUGAAUUUAAAGCACAUGUUGCUCUGAAGUGUAUUCCUGUAUACAAGCUUCUCCUCUGUCAUUUUAGGCUCCUCUCGCCCCGCCCCCCCCCCGUCCUCUUUAGUGCAAUGUACUGUUUUGGAAACCAUGUGGAUGUAUGGAGCACAGUGUAGACACGUGUGCUCCGGUAGUGUCAUGCCAUUUUGAUCUGAUUGCUGUGAAUAUGACGCUAGUGAAACGUAGAAUAUUUUGCAUUUGCCGAGCUUCAGUUUGCGCUGUGGAAAGGUCCGGGUGUGAGUUAGCAUGUCGCGCACAGCCUCAUACGUGUCGUCGUUCUCGUCGUCGUCACCCCGUUCACAGCGGGGUGGCAGGGUCGGACCAGUUUUUUUGCAUGUCCUCUAAAAGAUGGCGCUCUGCUGUUGCUGCAUGUUCUUAUCGGGUGAGAGACUCAAUCUGGACUCUUUGUGGAACACUAUCAUUGCCUUGAGGGUGAGUAAUUUUAGGCUGUCACCACGAAAGCUGAACACAACUCCUGUACAUUCAGAUGUUCAUGUUGUCUCACUCCAAGUCUCAGUGAGGCGUCAUACGCAGACAGUCAUGCUCAUGCUGGGAAGGAUGCUCUGAUUGAAGACGCGCUUGUCCAUCAGGCUUUCCUGCUCCAACAUCAGGAAAACAGGAUGCAUCCUUUUUUUUGACAUUUGACUACAACUAUGCAGAAACUAGCACAUGGCUGUUUUUUUUUUCUUAGUGCACUUCUAUAGCAAAUGAAGGAAUUAAAAAAAAAACAGCAAAAGUAUUCUCGUAUGACAUUCCUAUGAUACUCAAUAAUAUUAUAAUCAAAAAUAUCCUGUAGUUGAGCAGAUUAUGCUUUGCAUGUAACCACAGAAGUGUAGUUAGAAUGCACUGAGAAAGUAGGAAAUGGAAAAUGUCACUAGGUUGAACUUCAUGAGCAUAAACCUGUCAAAACCUUGCACUGAUCUAGUAAACAUGCUUUCUUGUGUAGGAGUAGAUUAUUACUGCACAUGGAGAAUCUGGACCUCUUGUGUCACAUUAGCUGUACCGUUUUUGUUUUUUUUUUUAAAAAGACGGUGCCACUGUUCAAAAACCAAAACAUAAACGUUUAGCACUGCGGAAUAAAGGCUGAGUCUCAAAAGUGUUUCCUUAAAUCCUCAGGACUCAUAACAAGGCAGAGAAGGUUUGGUGAAGGAAUCAAGGAAACACCUGAGAGAUUCAGCCACAUCCUUGCUAACUCCUGGUCACAGUGCCUCCUUCACCACACGUACCUGUCCCAAAACGCCUCUCCAUUCACCUGCCAACACCUCACCGUCAUGUCCGCCUCUUCCUUGACCAGUAACCUGGCUUUGUCUGUCCCCUCAAGGAGACAGACAGCUGUGUUGUCCCUGUCACAUAAAGCCUAUGUACACCGAGCUGCCUCUGACUUCAACACAAUGCAUGGCUUUCUGUACGACUGCAACUCCGUGUCGUAUCGCCUUAUGUAGCUAACAUUGUCAUUACUGUCCAUGAACUCUGCUGAGGGUUAGGCUUGGCUCGCUGGAUGACAUGCUAGACAAGCUAAUUGUUAGUUGUGUCCAGUCCUGUCUGUUAAUGGACACCUGCCUCGCUAACAACCUACUAGCUAAAACUCCCGAGAGUGUGUUCUGUUGAAUUCCCAGGUUUUUAGCCGUGUCAGUGUGUGGUGGCGUUAGCAGACAUAUACAUUGCCUGAACUUGGUGUGUGUGUGUGUGUGUGUGUAGAGGCAGAGGGUAGAUCAGUAGCUCUGGAGUGUGUGUGAGCCUGGACGGCAGUGCCAAUGGCGUUUCCUCGAACAGACGGCGCCGCCAGCCGAGCCCCUCCAGACUCACUAGCUGGCAAUCUGUGGACGAAGUGAUUCCUUUAUUCUGAAAAUCUGAUUUCUGAUCCCGUCUCAUGUACCUCCAUUGUUCUGUGUUUUUUUUAAAAGUGUGUUUUGAUUUCUUUUUUUUUCUUCUUUUUUUUUACUAUAUUGAAUUCUAUAACUGACUGUAAUUCCAGUGUAAACAUGUAAGAGUGAAAUGAUGUCAUUUCAAUGAAUUUGGAGGGUUAAAUGUGAGGGGGGGUCAUAAUGAAUGGUUUUGUGUUUUGUACAGAUUGAUAAAUUGUACAAUUGUGUCUAUAUCUUAAGUUAUCAGUUCAUCUUAAUAAAGCGCACCAGUCAUAAACCUUUA
Seriola aureovittata is the source of this 3521-nucleotide messenger RNA. RefSeq names its product ras-related protein Rab-11A. The record is from RefSeq and is a predicted model, not a curated record. Gene Ontology annotation, cellular component: axon; transport vesicle; postsynaptic recycling endosome. NCBI's taxonomy places the organism in Eukaryota, Metazoa, Chordata, Actinopteri, Carangiformes, Carangidae. Gene Ontology annotation, molecular function: GTPase activity; GTP binding. The transcript is spliced from 5 exons. The coding region runs from base 124 to 771 and encodes 215 amino acids. Gene Ontology annotation, biological process: neurotransmitter receptor transport, endosome to postsynaptic membrane; exocytosis; melanosome transport.